Molecule: messenger RNA, 3165 nt
Organism: Thyridium curvatum
Lineage: Eukaryota; Fungi; Ascomycota; Sordariomycetes; Thyridiales; Thyridiaceae
Exons: 7
Coding region: 1-3165 (1054 amino acids)
Biological process (GO): DNA-templated transcription
Molecular function (GO): sarcosine oxidase activity; saccharopine oxidase activity; flavin adenine dinucleotide binding
Source: RefSeq, a predicted model, not a curated record
AUGUCCGAACUUGUGAACCCUUCUAUCAUCAUCGUAGGUGGAGGUGCCUUUGGCACCUCAACGGCCUACCACCUGUCCAAGAGGGGCUACACCCGCGUCCGCGUCUUUGACCGGUUCGCCGCACCAUCAAAGGAUGCAGCUGCUACUGAUUUGAACAAGAUCGUGCGUUUCGACUAUCCCAAUCCACUCUACGCAAAACUCGGCCUGGAGGCCAUGGCGAUCUGGAAAGCGCCAGAUAACCUGUUGUCGGGAAUGUUCCGGUCGACUGGCUGGAUCAUGGCGGCGCACGAAAUGACACAGGAUUUUCUAAAGUCAGCCCAUGAGACCAGCCAAAAGGCCGGCCACACGGAGGUCAAGUUCCUUGGAGUCGAUGAGAUCAAGCAAAAGUGGCCCGAAUUUACGGGCUCGUUCCCCGGUUGGACCAACCUCUGGAGUCCAGCCGCGGGCUGGGUUCCGUCCGGUCAGGCACUUUUACGAAUGGCUACAGCGGCCCAAGCAAAUGGCGUUGAGUACGUAACGGGAGACCGCGGGUGGGUGCAGAGGCUUCUCUUUGACGACAAGGGCACUUGUAUUGGCGUUCUGAGCAAGAAUGGCGAGGCUCACUUUGCCGACGCCGUGGUCCUCUGCACUGGGGCCAACACCGCUGCAUUGAUAGACGCCAAGGACGAGAUUGUCGCGCGAUCUCACUGCGUCGGUGUCAUCCAACUCACUCAGGAAGAAGCUGAAAAGUACAAGAACCUGCCCAUCGUCGACGAUUUUGAGCAGGGGAUUCUAUUCCCUCCUGACGAGAACAACUUGCUCAAGCUAUGCAGCUGCAGGUUCAUCACUAACUACUACAACUCAAAGGUGAAGGGCGCAUCCUUGGGCCACUCGCACGAGGACUUCCCGGAAGACGGAGUUCCUCGGCAGAUAGAACAAGAGAUGAGGGAGUUUGUCCGGGACCAGAUACCCGAGCUCGCAGACCGGGAUUGGGUGUCUACCCGGAUGUGCUGGGACGGUGAUACCAAGGACAUCAACUUCAGAAUCUGCCCUUCUCCCACCAACAAGAGUCUGUUUAUUGGCACCGCAGGGUCAGGGCACGGAUUCAAGUUCAUGCCGGUGAUCGGCCGCUACAUUGUUGACAUGAUGGAGGGCAAGCUCAGUGACGAGUAUCUUGAUCUGUGGAAGUGGCGGUUCGGGGCUACACCUCCCAAGACGGGCAAGGAGCCUCAUCCUUGGCCUGCUCGUGAUCUGGGCGAGCUUGACGGCUGGAGAGGUCGUAACAAGCGGACACUACAGGUCUCGAAGAAGCGAUCUAAAGUCACGCCGGGCAUUCAAAACUCUGUAACCACGACGAGUACCAGUAACGACCAGUAUGGGUUGGCACGGACUUCUGAAACGGGUGUGCUCAGUCGUCCUCAGCCCGCCGAGCUUCUCCCCAGAGAUGUGCCUAGACGAACAUCAACAGCUGCGCCGGUGCUCAAGAAUGCGACAGCAGAAGCCUUUGUAUCUGGGCUAAAGAAGCUCGGCGGCGCACACGUGGGCGGUUCUCCAACUGCUGCGGACCCCUUCAACAACAACAUCUGGACCAUCGGCGGGUCCGACGCUCAAGACGAUGACUCUCAGUAUGAUUAUGUGCCUCUAGACUUUGACACAUCGUGUAAUAGCUGCUUGGGAAUCCUUGGCCUCAAGCUGCCCCCUUACCCCUAUGCCCUCCAGCUGGCCGGCCAAUUUGAAACAUUCAUAGGCUACGAGUACCACUGGUACCUCCGCAAUACCUUUCACACGGGCCUGGAGACCACCUACCGGAACCCCCAAGCGGCAGAGUCCCGAGAUCGCAUCUGGCUCUGCAAGCUGCUGACUGUCUUCGCCCUGGGCGAGUCGUACAACAGCUUCAACGCGCCCUCCAUCGAGAUCGCCGAUAACGCGUGCCACAGCGACGACCAGCAUGAUCAAGGAGCGGCCGGCUCCCGUCCGCCGUCCCCUCCCGGGGCAGGGUUCUUCGAACAAGCCCUGGCCCUCUUCAAGAUCCCCUCGGAAGAGCCUACAGUCGCACACAUAGAGGCCCUCAACCUCAUCGCGUUCUACUGCUACUCUCUCAACCGCCGCAGGACGGCCUUCACCUACUCGGGCCUCGCCGUCCGCCUCGCGUCCAGCCUCAUGCUGCACAAGCCCCCCUCCGCCACAUCCAAGCUGUCUGCCGUCGCCGCCGAGCACCACAAGCGCGUCUGGUGGACGACCUACCAGCUCGACGCCAUGACCUCGGCCGAGGUCGGCCUCAAGGCGACCCUGCGCUUCGACGACGCCGAGCUCCCGCUGCCCUCGGACGAAGGCCUCCUCCACCUCCCCUCGUCGCCACCACAGCAGCAACAGCAACAGCAAGAGGAUGUCGUCGGCGAGUUUCACGACGCGCAGGUGCUCGCCGCGUACCUCAAGCUGUGCAGCAUCCGCAGCGACAUCGCCGAGACGGCGGGCCGCCUGCGCGAGGAGGACUUUGCCGACUACCAGCGCGUCGUGCGGGAGCCGCUGCGGAGGCUCGAGCGGUGGCGGGCGGAGCUGCCGGCGCGGUACUCGUUCGACUUUGCCAACCUGGCUGGCGGUGGGGGCUUGCCGCCUGCCAUGCUCGCGCUGCCGUCCAUGCGGUCGCUGGCGUCGAUAUAUCUCCGCUACCACCAGGGCUACAUCAUCCUCAUCCGGCCCGUCUUCUUCAAGCUCCUCGCCACGGCCCUCGGCAAGGGGCCCAGCGACGAGUCUUCUGUGGACAACCUCAUCGGGCUCAGCAGCCGGUGCCUAGAGGCCGCGAAAUGCAACACACGGAUCAUGAUGGGUCUGUCCAACGCCGACAGGAUAGCCAAAUACGGCUUCUGGGAGUCCCUCCACGUCUUCUCCUCCGUCAACAUCUUCUCCCUGGCCCGCCUCGUGUACGCCAUCCGGCCCUUCAGCCCCUUCCCCGACCCAGAGGACCUGACGCUGUACUCGUUCGCCAAGGAGCUGCUGGUCUCCAUGGCCGGGCACGGCAACGCCGCGUCGAGGGGCCACCUCAAGCUGAUCGAGGAGACCGAGCGCCUGCUGGACGCCGUCUCGUCGCAGAGCCAGGGCGCCGAGGCCAUGGUGGGCCUGGAGAACGACAUCUUCCAGUGGAUCGAGUCGAUCGGCGACAUUGACGCCAUGCCGUCCACCUGGUGA